Cricetulus griseus (Chinese hamster) is the source of this 3099-nucleotide messenger RNA. NCBI's taxonomy places the organism in Eukaryota, Metazoa, Chordata, Mammalia, Rodentia, Cricetidae. The record is from RefSeq and is a predicted model, not a curated record.
CAGGUGAUCACUGGUGGUCACUACGAUGUAGAUUGUCGAUUAGAAGAUCCUGAUGGUAAAGUGUUGUACAAGGAAAUGAAGAAACAGUAUGACAGUUUCACCUUCACAGCCUCCAGAAAUGGCACAUACAAAUUUUGCUUCAGCAAUGAGUUUUCUACUUUCACACACAAAACGGUGUAUUUUGAUUUUCAAGUUGGAGAAGACCCACCUUUGUUUCCCAGUGAGAACCGAGUCAGUGCCCUUACCCAGAUGGAAUCUGCUUGUGUUUCCAUUCAUGAGGCAUUGAAGUCCGUCAUCGACUAUCAGACUCAUUUCCGACUGAGGGAGGCCCAAGGCCGAAGCCGAGCAGAGGAUCUCAAUACAAGAGUGGCCUAUUGGUCAGUGGGAGAAGCCCUCAUUCUUCUGGUGGUUAGCAUAGGGCAGGUGUUUCUUCUGAAAAGCUUUUUCUCAGAUAAAAGAACCACCACAACUCGUGUUGGAUCUUAACUCCGCUUCAGAUGCACCAUUGCCACUGUAAUAUCACUGUCCUCUAAUUUUAGGUACUGAAGAACUUUACAUUGGCAACAUUCUAAAACCCUACUCAUUCUUGUUGGGAGAGAUGUACAAUGCAUAUCCCCAUGGAGAGAGGACACCUUUUUUAUUUGUAAAGGUGGAAAAACUUUGGACCUUAAUGCAGCUAUUCAUAUGAAAUAUCUAACACCAAUGAUCUACUUUUUCUUGGUUUAUAUCUACUCUUCAUACACUAAACUUUGGUAAUCUGAUUCCUUUUAACCAUUUAAAAGUACUUUUCUUAAUAGGUAGUUGAUACUUUUAAAAAAUCUUAGAUUUAAUGUCUGUAUUACAGAGGAAGAAAACUGCCUUUUAAUUGUUUAUAGUGAAUAAAGUUGUGUUUUUAAGAAAACCAAAUGUGAUUAACUGUAGCCAAGCCCUACUCUGCACUGCUUAAUUUUAUGGGGGAAAAUAAUCUACCAUAGAACUAUUAGUUAAUAUUGAUAAAAUUUUCAUUAAUACAUCAUGAUAUAAUUUAUUUCUUGCUAGUUUGGAAAAUGUACAGGUUUUUUUUUGGUUUCUUUGUUUUUUCUCAUUCUAUGAUUUAUAACUAGCUAUGUCAUUUGCUUAGAAGUGUUACCACCACUCAGAAAAAUAGCAUAAUGGACCCUAAAAAUCACACUGUUGUAACUGUUAGGAUAAAGAAUAACAUGAGACACUACAGUGUGGGUAAAUGAAAUAGAAACAUGUUUAGUGAGUUGUCUGUGUCAUUGCAUUACCAGGACUUUUACAAAGAAGAAAGGGUGUCUGGGUCAUUUGAUCAUUCUGGUGAACUAGUUCUAGUCAAGUCAUUCGCAGCUUCAGUCGACAGUCGUAAGCCAGGAUCACAUAAGUGCCAUACAUACAUGUUGUCCUCAUGAUGUGAUGCACUGAGAAGUUAGUUUCUAUCUCUUCAUUUUUGUUGUUUCUACAGUCUCUGAUUAGCAACCCUAAAGUUAAAAGUAGAGAAUGCUGUGAAUAUUUCCUAUUUAAAUUCUUUAGAAUUGGUUUGUACUGUUUGUCUCUUACACCUUGUGUGGAUUAAGCUGACUGAAAUGAGAUUUUGAUCCAAGUAUUCAGAAUAGAAUACAUAAUGAUGGAAAAUUACAUAGAUAAGCAGGCUUCUCUGCUGUUUAAAAAAGAAAAACCAUGUCAGUUGCUUUUCAGCCCUGCCUCUUCACCACAAGUGAUGAGAACUAAAUGACUCUCAUGUAGUGGAGACUUUAACAUGUACCAUCAUAGGAUAGUGACUGAGUAGCAAUUCUAGUCACUUAACCAUUACUGACUAGAAGUGGACUCUUAAUUCUAAGCCAUCAUAAAAUGCGCGCGCGCGCGCGCGCGCGCACACACACACACACACACACACACACACACACACACACCUACCUGCAUGCAAAAGCCAAAUGAAUUCAUAUUGUCUUGCGUACUAAUUUCAGAUGUCCCAGUGUAGAAGGAGUAAACAUGUUUUCAACCUUUUAGGAUUCUUGAAGACCAGUUCACUACUUCUUAAAUAACAUUUACAAAAAGAUUAAGAAGAUUUAAGAUUUUGCAGAUUUAUCCAUCUGAGUUCUUAUACUGAAGUUGUCCUGUGACAUUUUAAAAAUGUCCCAUCUACUUAGCUGUGAGUGUCUUAAGCACCAAUGUUAAUGUGAUUACUAAGCAUGGGCACAUGUAAAACACUGUAUCUGGUUGCCAGUGGGUGAUUUGGCUACUUACACUGUAAUUAAAUGGAGUCAGGUAUAGAUUUUGUUAGAUUUGGCAUAAAUAAUGCCCUUAUUUAAUCUGUGCCUCUGGAAAGUCAUGAUAGUAAGCUAAUACUAUAAGUCUUUUUAAAUGAAACCAUGUGUCAAACUUGAAAACAGCAGUUACCUAUUGUCAGAAAUGGUAUGAAUUUAGUUUCAUCUCUCAGUAGCUGGCUAAAUUUUGACAGCUAUCUGUUCAACUGGUAUGAAUAGAUAAGAAAAUACAUAAACAAAAGCUGUGUGAUAUUUUUUUUCUCCUGUGACAUAAUUUGCAGCUUGUCUUUUUCUGUAAUCUUUAUAUAAGUUGUUGCAGGAGUUUGGAUUUUCCAAAUAUUUUUGUUUGGUCAUAUGACUACAUAUUUGAAUAUCAUAAUUGUAUUUAAAGUAAAUAAUGGAAAGCAACUUGAUACGUUAGUUAAUACCAAAAUUUCAACUGGGUGAAGAUAUAUUUUAAGAUACUGCUUUGCUAAUAAUCUAAAUAUUCUUUCGUUCUAUUAAAAACCAUAGUUUGUGGCUUAUAACUUUUCCUCUGGGCUCAAUAAUCACCUUUGAAAAUACAAUGGACUGAAAGCAGUUUACUGAAAGGUCUCAUUUAUGUCUCUGUACUAUCCAUCUCUUGUUUCAAUUUCUAAGUGUAACAUUCAUAGUUAAAUAGGAUAAAGCUGACUAUGAGUUUUGUUUUCAAAAAUUAGACAAAUUAAUAAUAUAUAAAUAAUUCAAAGGAUUUUUGUUUACUUUUGAAAAAGAAUUUUCUCUAAAUUAAAGAUGGUUCCACAGGAUUGCACCAAUCAGUUCCAUGUAAAAUAAAAAACAUUUAAAAAUCAGCAAA